Messenger RNA from Ostrea edulis (European flat oyster), 1773 nucleotides. RefSeq lists its product as uncharacterized. The transcript has a single exon. Gene Ontology annotation, cellular component: chromatin; nucleoplasm. Gene Ontology annotation, biological process: positive regulation of DNA-templated transcription. Lineage: Eukaryota; Metazoa; Mollusca; Bivalvia; Ostreida; Ostreidae. The record is from RefSeq and is a predicted model, not a curated record. Bases 1 to 1773 code for a protein of 590 amino acids. Gene Ontology annotation, molecular function: zinc ion binding; ubiquitin-protein transferase activity.
AUGGCAGGAAAAAUACCGAAAUCUCCAGAAACUAAAUCCCCAGUCUGCAAAUGCGACUUAUGUCUGAGAUUCCACAAUAUAAGUUCCAGUUGGACAUGUUUAGACUGUGAAGAAACACUGUGCGACUCGUGUAAGGCAACUCAUCAGAGAGGAAAGGCAACGAGAACUCACAAGAUUGUGACAACGAAAGAGGUCAGGGAUGCGCGGGAGCGCGGGGUCAGAGCGAAAACCAGAAAUAAAGGUGGAAGGGGCCCGAUUUGUGAUCAACAUAAAGAAGAAGAAUAUCAGUUUCAUUGCAACACUUGCUACCAACCCAUUUGUGCCAGUUGUGUGGUUGGUCCGCACAAGCUUCAUGAUUUUUUAAAAUUAGAAGAUUUUAUAGAAAAUGGAAAAGAAAAGAUAUUCAAGGAUAUUAUAAAUCUGAAGGAAGAAUCCAUACCCUUGUUGAAGGAGAAUUCUAAUAUUUGCAUGCAGAGGCACUGUGAAUCGGAGAGAGAACUGGCAGAUGCUUUGGCUAUUUUGAACAGCAUUUCAAACAAGGUUGAGAAUGAAGCACGUAGACUAACAGGGAAUAUAACAGAUGAACUGAAAUCCGUUCACAAUCAAAAUGAAACAAACAUCAUGAAUUCAAAACGUGCUUUUGACUCGGUCACAAAAUCGGUGAUAGAUGCUGUGAAAAAAUGCGAAGACGGACCAAUGGGUUCUUUUAAAUACAUCUAUGAAUCCAACGAGAGGCUUGAAAAUGCACGAGCUUUAUUGCAAACUCCCAAACUUCCUCAUGUGAAUCAUAUUGCUUUCUACAAAGGUGAAGUAGAGGCGAAAACUCUGCAGAAGAUGAUUGGAAUUGGGUCAAAGACGUAUGAGACUGAGGUUGUAGAUAUGACGAAGCUGUAUGAAAGCUCGUCCGAGAGCUUUAACGGAUAUCAGAUCUGUAGGACUGGGAUAAGCGCAGUUUCCAUGGUAAACGACAAUACAGCGAUGAUUCGUGAUCCCGGGACUGCUCAAGGAAUUCAACGUGUGAAAAUUAAUGACGGUCUAAAACUUGUCAUCUCUGAAUCUAUAAAUUUGCCACAUGUUGUGAAUGACUUGUGUUCGUUUAACCAAAAGGUGACUCUCGUCACUUUCGUAGGAAAGAGUUCUAUUAAAAUGGUGCACUCCGACGGAAGGAUAACGACAUUUACCGAUUUGAACCCUUUGUUUCCAAUUGGUCUCAGUAAAUCAACUAAUGGGGAGAUUCUUGUCACUGUAGUUGAAAGUGACAUCAGCAAAAUCACUGAGAAGAGCUCGCGUGCAGUAUAUACCUUAUCUUAUUCCGGCCGCAUUCUCAAGAAAAUAGAGUUUUACAAGGGCAACAGAAUUUUCUCAAGACCGUACAAGAUAAUUGAAAAUCGUCUUCACGGAGAUCUCGUGGUAAUUGAUUUCUUGGAAGUUUCUGAUCGUGUCGUCUGCUUGAAUCGAGAUGGCAAAGAAAAUUUCUCCUACACCGGAAAUAUCUGUCCCAAGUACCCAAGGCUGUUGGCUGCCCAAGGUAUUGCAUGCGAUAAAGACAGCAACGUGUUCAUUUCUGAUGCCAGAAAUUACGUCAUUCAUGUUGUAAGCCCAGAGGGAAAUUUCCUAAAAUUUGUGGAAAAUGAAAUGGAGCGAUUCUACUCCCCGUGGGCUUUGGCAGUGGACGAGAAGAAUCGCCUUUGGGUUGGUAGUUCGAACGGAAAUAUGUACCUCAUGAAUCUGGACGAUGCUUUCAAGAAUCAAUCCGAGAACAAUUACAAUUGA